Vespa mandarinia (Asian giant hornet) is the source of this 2022-nucleotide messenger RNA. It is a transcript of the gene Arfip, whose product is annotated as ADP ribosylation factor interacting protein arfaptin. Gene Ontology annotation, molecular function: phospholipid binding; protein domain specific binding. NCBI's taxonomy places the organism in Eukaryota, Metazoa, Arthropoda, Insecta, Hymenoptera, Vespidae. Gene Ontology annotation, cellular component: trans-Golgi network membrane. The record is from RefSeq and is a predicted model, not a curated record. Gene Ontology annotation, biological process: intracellular protein transport; regulation of Arp2/3 complex-mediated actin nucleation.
UUUUAAUCUGAUAAUGAAAUAGUACUUUUAUUCUAGUUGUCCAUUAGCAAGAUGCGUUUUUACUUCGUGGCGUCUCCGCUAUGAAUGGUUCAGUAUUUACAUUUAUUUCGUUCAUGUUUCGCUCUUAAUUCGUUGCCAAUCGCUUGAAAUAGUUUAAUGGUGGAAAUGUGUACGUAGAUUGAGUCAGUCAAGAAUUAAAAAUUUUUUAUAAUUCUAAAAAUAAUUACGAAUAACAAAAAAAAUUUUCUGAGAUGUCACAGAUUACCGUAACAUCAAGUGUAAUGGAAAGAAGCAUUCAUGAAAUGUUAAAAGAUGCUCCUUCUUUGAAUGAAAGCGAUAGUGCUGUUCAUUCUGGAACACCUCCACCACAUGUUCCAAAUAAUUGUAGUGGAGACAAUUUACCGAGACCAGCUACCAUAAAUUUAACUGUAGGUAGCUCGGUACCACAGACAUUGAAUGUAUCUCCAAAUACACCUAUCCAAAACGGAGAUACACAAACAAUGCGUACGGCUCAAAGCAAAAUUGAAAGUAUUAAAAAUUGGAGUAUUUCUACAUAUAAAUGUACUAAACAACUUAUGUAUGAAAAACUUGGGAAAACAUCACGUACCGUUGAUUCUGAACUUGAGAGUCAAAUUGAAUUAUUGCGAGACACUCAAAGGAAAUAUUGCAAUAUCUUAAGAUUAUCUCGGGCUUUAGCCUCUCACUUCCAUCAUGUGGUACAAACUCAACAUGCUUUAGGAGAAGCAUUUUCUGAAUUAGCACAAAAAUCACCUGAAUUACAAGAAGAAUUUUUGUAUAAUUCUGAAACACAAAGAAAUUUGACUAAAAAUGGGGAGACACUACUGGGGGCUUUGAAUUUCUUUGUAUCUUCUGUAAAUACUCUUUGCAAUAAGACUAUUGAAGAUACUUUACUAACAGUACGUCAGUAUGAAAUAGCACGGAUUGAGUAUGAUGCAUACAGAACAGAUCUUGAAACACUAGCACAGGCUAUAAAGUCAGAUGGAAAUAAUGCAGCAAGAUUAGAAGAAGCACAGUUAAAUUAUGAAGAACACAAACAAAAUUUUGAAAAAUUACGUUCUGAUGUUUCAAUUAAAUUAAAAUUUUUAGAUGAAAAUAGAAUUAAAGUAAUGCAUAAACAGUUACUCUUAUUUCAUAAUGCAGUAUCUGCUUAUUUCUCUGGGAAUCAAACUGCAUUGGAAGCAACACUUAAACAAUUUAAUAUUAAAGUUAAAUCUCCAAAUUCAUCUUUACCAUCAUGGUUAGAACAGUAGUCUUUGAUAAUGUGUAUUUGAAGAAUCAUGAAGAAUAUAAGAGAAUGCAUUCGUCCAUACGAAUCUCCUUUAACACAACAUACAGUAAAGGUAGGAUUCCUAAAUAUCAGGAUAGUUACUCGUACAUAUUGAGCUGCCGAAUACUUUAUCAGUUUAAAUCAUUUAUAAAUCAGGAAGAUGUAUUAUAUGAUGUAAAAAUGACAGACUGAAUUGUAUUGAUUAUAGUUUCUCUGUACUAAGUCAUAAAAAAAACCACAUUUAGUGUCUAUCUUUUUGAAAAUAAGUAUCCCGCCUAUUUUUCUUAUUAAUGGAGAUAUCAAAACUGAUAUUUACAAUCACGUAUAUUCUCCUUAAUGAAAGAAGUUGCUGGAUAUUUGUCUUCAAAAAGGCAUUAAGUACUACUAGUAUUAAUCCUAAAAACUCCAGGAAUUUUUCUAUUAUUAACUUAUUUACUUAUUUAAUAUAUUUUUUAUUUAUCUGAUAUGUAUUACACAUACAAUUAUAUAAUAACAUAAUAAAAAAUGAUACAUUUAACCAAAACUUUUCCAUAUUAAUUUAAAAUUAAUAUUUUAUUACGUUUUUGGAGUUUAUAGGGUUAAUUAUAGAAUUGCUUGGGCAGUGCUUAAAAUAAUAAGAAAAAGAUCUGUUAAAGGAUCAUGACAAAUAUUUAAUGCUUUUAACUUUUUUAAGUCAAUAUAUGUUUAAUUUUGUAUGUCUUCAACUUCUUAAUGAAAUUUUCAUGUAUAUAAAA